Plasmodium inui San Antonio 1 is the source of this 195-nucleotide messenger RNA. RefSeq lists its product as hypothetical. The transcript has a single exon. Lineage: Eukaryota; Apicomplexa; Aconoidasida; Haemosporida; Plasmodiidae. The record is from RefSeq and is a predicted model, not a curated record. The coding region runs from base 1 to 195 and encodes 64 amino acids.
AUGGUAAAAAAUCAGAAUAACCCAGAGACCGUGUACUAUAAAGAUUAUAGUAGUCCACGUUUCUGGAUGAUCAGCAGGAAUACUAUGAGAGCAAAAGAAAAAUCCAAGCUAAAUUCUCCCCAUCUAAAUAGAACUAAUCUUAGAAGAAAAUUCUUUAAGACCCUAGUAAUAUGGAAAGAGUACAGUUCUAAUUAA